Messenger RNA from Striga asiatica, 936 nucleotides. The record is from the annotation of a GenBank genome assembly. NCBI's taxonomy places the organism in Eukaryota, Viridiplantae, Streptophyta, Magnoliopsida, Lamiales, Orobanchaceae.
AUUAACCUGCCCUUUUUGUAUUGCUUUCUAUUUAAUUUUCCAAUUCUUCAUUUUCUUAUUAUUUAUUCUCUAUGGAAAACAGAAAUGGCACUGUACGGUGAAAAAGAGUGGUACUUCUUCUCCCCAAGAGACCGCAAAUAUCCCAACGGCUCACGGCCAAAUCGGGCGGCAGGGACCGGUUACUGGAAAGCUACAGGAGCCGAUAAGCCCGUGGGCCGGCCCAAGACCCUCGGCAUCAAGAAAGCUCUCGUCUUUUAUGCCGGAAAAGCCCCUAGAGGAGUCAAAACCAACUGGAUUAUGCACGAAUACCGUUUGGCCAACGUUGACCGAUCUGCCCACAACAGCAAGGGCAACAAUCUCAGGCUUGAUGACUGGGUCCUAUGUCGAAUAUACAACAAGAAAGGGACUCUCGAGAAGCAUUACAAUGUGGACCAGAUUAAGGACGUGCAGUUCUCGGACAGCGAAGAACAAAAGCCAAACAUCGACUCGAAACCGGCCAUGGGGAGAGAAAUGAACGAUUACUUGCAGUUUGACCCGUCUGACUCGAUUCCGAAACUGCAUACGGACUCGAGUAGUUCGGAGCAUGUUGAGUUUGGUUGUGGUGAUAAUAGUAAGGAGGUCCAGAGUGAGCCCAAGUGGAGUGAGCUGGAAAAAUCGCUCGAUUUUCAGCUCGGUUAUAUGGAUGCGUUUGGGGAUGAUCCGUUUGGGACAGAAAUGCAGUAUAAUGAUAACUACUACUCCAUGUUUCAGGACAUAUUCUCUUCCUACAUGCAGAAGCCCUUUUGAAUUAUGAUCUUAUUGGAUGGUAACUGAUUCCUAAAACGUAAUAUAGUGUAGUAAACUCCAUGUACAUCACACUAGUUGCUUAGAGGUUAUUGAAACCUUGAUUGAUUCAUCACCAUUCUCCAUAGCCAUUACUCAAACGAAAUAGUCAAA